AUGUUGAUUUUCGUGUUAGUGAUUUUGGCGGGAAACGCUGUCAGAUGCGACGACGCGAGCAACAACUACUACGUGAUAGAAAUGCCCGAGGACGCGCCGCCGACGAGAGCCCAGCCCCAACAGAAGACCUUCAGCGUCUACUGGAACGUGCCCACGAUGCAAUGCCGCUCGAAGAGAAUACCGUUCUCAGGCCUCUACGAGAGGUACGGCAUCAUCCAGAACGCAGAAGACCGCUUCCGCGGCGAGAAGAUAUCCAUUCUGUACGACCCCGGUCUAUUCCCCGCGCUCCUGAAGAACGAGAGCAGCGGGAAGCUGAGGUUCAGGAACGGCGGCGUGCCCCAGGAGGGCAACAUUAACGAGCACCUGGAGGCCUUCCGGCUGACGAUGGAGCAAAGCAUACCGGACGUGGAUUUCGCAGGUGUUGGUAUCAUCGACUUCGAGUCCUGGAGGCCGGUGUUCAGGCAGAACUUCGGGGUGCUCACUCCGUACAAGGAUGUGUCUUACGACAUCGAGAGGAAACUCCACUGGUGGUGGCCGAAGACCUGGAUACAGGACGAGGCGAGAAAGCGCUACGAGGAGGCGGCGAGGGUCUUCAUGGAGACCACGAUCUCCUUGGCGAAACAGAUGAGGCCCAAAGCUCUGUGGGGCUACUACGGUUUCCCGUACUGCUUCAACAUGGCCGCCAACAACCCCCUGGAGAAGUGUUCGGCCAACGUAAUGAAGGAAAACAACCAGAUACAGUGGCUGUGGUCGGAGAGCUCGGCCCUCUACCCGUCCGUGUACAGCUCUUCGAGCUUGAGCGCGAAGCAGCUGGCCGCGCUGGUCCGCGGCCGGGUGGCGGAGGCGGCAAGGGUCGGCAGCAGCGGCCCCGUCCUGCCCUACUUCUGGUUCCGGUACCGGGACGGCGGCUUCCUGAGCGAGAUCGACUUGCAAACCGUUCUCAAGACGCUGUACAAGUCGAACGCCUCCGGUUUCAUUAUAUGGGGCAGUUCCAACGACGUGAACACCGUGGACAAGUGCAACAAGCUGCUAAGCUACGUCGAGAACACGUUGGGCCCAGCGAUUGCCAAGUACGUAAAGUCCAGCCCCAGGUUCGACGACGGAACGACGGCCGCGAGCUUCGGCACUGGAAUAGCCUCAACUGAGAGCAGCAGCGAACGAUAUAAUUACACUGGCGACGUUUCACUUGACUCUACCAGCACAACCAGCCAAACCACGCCAGACAACUUAGAAAAUGAGGAAGAAACAUCAAGCAGUCGAGCAGAAGAUGUUGAAACGAGUUACCAAUUCGUACCAUACAAUAAUCAUACAGUGCGGACAGUUGAAGAGGUAUCGAAACGGUCUACUCCACGCGGAGAUGAACACACAAGCAGUUCAAAUGGAAACGCUGUAAUAGAUAUGCUAAUGAACGCUUUGGCUUACACAAAAACGCCGGUUGAUGAAACUAGCAACGGUGUUGUAUCCACAGAGAAAUAUUUCCACCAUUUCUACACCACAGCACCUGCGUUCAAUUUAACAUCGACUUCUAAAGAGAUCGCAAAUACAAUGAGCACAAGUAGUCCCAUUUUAAAUGGGACAGGAGAAACCAAAGAAGGGCUGACUUUAUAUGACAUCGUUUUGAACGGGAACGAGCAAACAACGAAAGAAACAAGCCCAUUGUCCACUCAAAGUGAUAGUAUUGACGUUUUAGAAUCAUCAACAGCAGUUAAUAACUUAUCUGGGACAAAUGAGAACACAAAAAGUGAUUUGCUCAAAGAAACCACAUACCGCCAGUUUGAUUUUAGCACAGUGGCAGGUUCAACAACAGAUGUGCAAGGGAGAGACGGUGCCACGGAAGAUAUCGAUGAUUUCAUAGCACCGAGCGAAGUACAAAGUACUACGGAUAGUCUAACAGAAGAUUACACAGAUACAGAAGUAGUUGAAAUGUCAACUGAAUUCAUCAACUUCGAUCUAACUAAUAAGACAGAUGCAACCACAGAUUAUUACAAUACAGAUUCUAACACAAAUGCAGAAACAGAAUUUAUGGGUAUAAUAAAUGACACGGAUGUUACAAGCACCGCUUAUAUCGAAGGUUCCAAUACAGGAACAGAAUUUGUGGGAGACAAUACACAGACACUGGACAGUUCAUUAUACACUUCGGAACCCAGCACGGACGCAUCUCAAGAUUACUCUGCAAACGUGUCCAACACUUGGGUAACAAAUGACGAUGACUUCAGUCUUUCCCUCAUUGUAGAUGAAGAUGGAAAGACCGAAGAAUCUUCACAGCAGACAGACCAAUCCGAUACCGCCGAAUCAAUCGACGCCACUACGGACGCGUUAGUUUCAGAACUGCUCGACAUAACGGACUUCUCAGCGUUCGAAAUGCAAGACACCUCGCAGAAAGAAGAGAAGGAGACAGAAGGAACGACGGAAGAUGCACCGUCCAGUCUUCCAAUUUCACCUGACAAGGUGGUUGUAUACAUUUUA
Molecule: messenger RNA, 2466 nt
Organism: Iphiclides podalirius (scarce swallowtail)
Lineage: Eukaryota; Metazoa; Arthropoda; Insecta; Lepidoptera; Papilionidae
Source: the annotation of a GenBank genome assembly